GUUUUACACCUCAUCAUACUUCUACUGAUAAAAAACGAUAUUUACUGUAAACAUGGCUUCUCCUAGAGAUUUCGUAGCACUAUCACAAACAACUCCUAAUUGUUAUCGAAUGAAUCUGUCUGGUGGAAAAAUUGAAAUAAUGCCCGUACACCACGAAACUGGUCGAAAGGAACUGAUACUUGGUUCUCAAAUUCACGCUUGGUGUCACAAUAACCCAUUAGUUGGAGAGUACGGCGGUGCUACUACGGGUUGGACAUUACCAACAGAAGUAGUUGAAAUGAGAUGUGCCGAUGCAUCCGUUGUACUCAUGACUAGAUGGAACAAUCUAACAAACGAUGAAAAAGCUGAAGCUUAUCCUGCGGUAGCGCCAAAUUUCGUUAUCGAAUUACGCUCAGUAAACGAUACUGCAGAACGAGUUCACGAGAAAAUGCUUAUGUGGAUGAACGCAGGGGUAGAGGAGGGUUUUUCCCUCGAUCCAUUUGAUCAAAAGGCGAGGAUAUACAGAACUUUAAGUAGAAAUAGGGUCACUUGGACAGAAUAUCAGAAUCCUCCCAAUUUGCGUUCAAAUGUUCUCAAUGGUUUUGUAUUAAAUUUACAGGGAAUAAUUUAACCCAUUGCUAUAGUAGAAUAACUGUUUUGCAUAAAAGGAUUUAUUUGAACAACUUAAAAUUUGCUAUCUUGCAUUCCAAUUUUAAAUAGGUGAAAUCGUCAGAUAGUGAAAAUAUAUGUAUAUGCG
This is a messenger RNA of Rhizophagus irregularis DAOM 181602=DAOM 197198, 736 nucleotides long. RefSeq lists its product as uncharacterized. The record is from RefSeq and is a predicted model, not a curated record. NCBI's taxonomy places the organism in Eukaryota, Fungi, Glomeromycota, Glomeromycetes, Glomerales, Glomeraceae.